Messenger RNA from Cynara cardunculus var. scolymus (artichoke), 620 nucleotides. RefSeq names its product protein RESPONSE TO LOW SULFUR 3-like. Gene Ontology annotation, biological process: cellular oxidant detoxification. The transcript has a single exon. The record is from RefSeq and is a predicted model, not a curated record. NCBI's taxonomy places the organism in Eukaryota, Viridiplantae, Streptophyta, Magnoliopsida, Asterales, Asteraceae. The coding region runs from base 37 to 363 and encodes 108 amino acids.
CUAAGUCAACCAAUCCCUAAAUCUUCCUUUCUUUUAAUGGCACCAACAAUGGCCGUGCAAAACCAGCGGACGACGACGGCGACGGACAUGAAGGAGGAGGUGUUAAGGAGGAGGAACGAAGAGCUAGAGAGAGAAUUGAAGAGAAGCCUGGAAAGAGAGGAGAAGAUGAAAACGGAAUUGAAGAAGACGUGGGAGAGGUUGCGCGUGGCGGAGGAAGCGGAGGAGCGUCUCUGCUCACAGCUGGGAGAGCUUGAAGCGGAGGCCAUGGAUCAGGCGGUCGCGUAUAGAGAGCGUCUUGUGAGCUUGAUGGAACAGCUAGCGGCCGCGCAGAAGCUCAUCCAAUCGGCUUCUGUAGGGUGUUGAUGAUCUGUAAAUUUUGGAUUUGUAGAGUUGAGAGAGAUGAAUUGAAUAUAGAAAUGAUUGUAAAAGGUAUGCACAUUGAUUGAUGAUGAUGGUUGAAUCAACAGAUACUGCGUCUGUAUAAUGUGCGAUUGAUUUGGGUAGUUUGUUUGUUUGUUUGUUUGUUGUAGGUUUAUGGAUGGUUAACGGUUUGGAAUAAGAACUCUGGUAUUGGUGUAUACCUGAUUGAUGUAAUUUGAGUUUAUAGGACGUUCCCGAUC